AUGCCAUCUUUGAAGUUAAGCUUAUACAAUUACCUUGAGUUCACGAUAGUCAACGUCUUACCUUGUUUACAUUACUCGUCUAUAGGUAAUUACUAUUUAGUUGAUGCUGGUUACACAAAUGGUCCGGGGUUUCUCGCACCGUAUAGAGGCACUCGAUAUCAUGUAAGAGAGUGGGCCCAAGGAGCAUGUGCACCGCGCAAUUACCAAGAAUAUUUUAAUAGGGUUCAUUCUUCCGCAAGGAAUAUCAUUGAGCGAUGCUUUGGUUUGCUGAAAAAGAGGUGGUCCAUCUUAAGAAGCCUUAGCUUUUACCCUCUAAAGACACAAUCUCAGAUAAUUAUUGCAUGUUGUUUGUUGCAAAAUUUCAUUCGAAAGAGUAUGGAGAUGGAUCCGAAGGAGGAAGGUAGCAUAUUGGAUGAAUUUAUGCCUGAUGGAGACGAAGAACAAGAUGGAAUGAUUGACGUGGUUGAAAACACGAACGAGUGGACUCACUGGCGUGACAAUAUAGCAACUGAGAUGUAUGAAGAGUGGCCGUGCAAGUCAUAUGGAGUAGUUAGAGUAGUGUAA
Molecule: messenger RNA, 564 nt
Organism: Arachis stenosperma
Lineage: Eukaryota; Viridiplantae; Streptophyta; Magnoliopsida; Fabales; Fabaceae
Exons: 1
Coding region: 1-564 (187 amino acids)
Source: RefSeq, a predicted model, not a curated record